This is a messenger RNA of Cavia porcellus (domestic guinea pig), 556 nucleotides long. It is a transcript of the gene Kgd4, whose product is annotated as alpha-ketoglutarate dehydrogenase subunit 4. Bases 16 to 321 code for a protein of 101 amino acids. NCBI's taxonomy places the organism in Eukaryota, Metazoa, Chordata, Mammalia, Rodentia, Caviidae. Gene Ontology annotation, molecular function: oxoglutarate dehydrogenase (succinyl-transferring) activity. Gene Ontology annotation, biological process: 2-oxoglutarate metabolic process. The transcript is spliced from 3 exons. The record is from RefSeq and is a predicted model, not a curated record.
AAGAAGGCUUUGUCCAUGCGCGGCUCGCCCCGCCUCUGUGACAUCACGGAAGCCCCACCCCCAACUGCAGGAGACUGCCCUUACCGAAGCAGCGUGCUGGCGUCCCGGAAGCUGCCCCUUCCCCGGGUCAUGAUGGGCAGCAAGAUGGCGUCUGCCAGCCGGGUCGUCCAGCCUUCCAAGGGGAGUAAAUCACCAGAGAUGCUGAUACAUCCAGGUCCACCAGACACUGCAGAAAUACUAAAAACACUACCUCAGAAAUACAGAAGGAAACUAAUAUCUCAAGAGGAAAUGGAGUUUAUCCAACGUGGAGGUCCAGAAUGAUUGUGGCUGCUGCUUGUCAUCAGACAAAAGAAUUAUCUUUAUAGUGAAGGACUUACAGAAUGACAUGAAAAGCUGUAUAUUAAACAACCUUAAUAAAUAUUCUGCAAAAAGAAAAAAAAAUACAGAAAAUUUAGAUGGAUAUUUGGAUCUUCUAAUUUAUGAACCUUGGUCAGCUUCUCCACAAGCUUACCUAAUUGUUUAUAUACUUUACACUUAUUAAAGUAUACAUUUGAAA